AGAAGUGACGCUGCUAAAGAAUGCUUUUAUAGAUGUCUGAUUGUAGACAACAUUUCAAAAGCGCAAGAAUGAAAAGCAAUCAACCAAAAUUUAUCAAGCAAUAUGCCUCUGGUGUAAUCGACUUUAGUUCACAGUAUGGGGGAGAAAAUCCCAGAAGUGUGUCAUAUUCGGUUGCAAAUAUUGCCGGAGAACCAAGAAUAUUUCCAUCGUACGGAGAUUUCACUCAAGCUGCAGUGUUCCGAACUUAUGGCCCAUGGUGGAAAGAUAAAAAUGAGGCAUCUAAAGCAUCUGGACAUCCCAGGGAAAAAAACUUCUACAGCGAAGAUUACAUUGAUUUAGUAUUUGAUCAAUCUGUCUAUCCAUGGUCAAUUGCCAUUUUUGAAACCUACAACCCUGGAGCCGUGGUCAGGAUACUCGCAUUAAGACAAUCAUUUCCAGUACAUAAUAUUGGACUCUCUCAAAAUGAAGAAAGGCCAAUGCCAGUACCGGUUCCAUUUGCACCAGGAUGCUCACAUUGGGAGAUAUUAUGGGAAUGUAGUUCUCCUGAACAAAAUCUUCCUUCAUCUUCAAAUGAAGCUCGAAUGUUUGCUCCUAUUCUAAAUGAAAUGAAGCAUUUAACUAGGAUCAUUCGACUUGAAUUUUGUAGCACUCACCUACAAUAUUAUACUGAACUUGAUGCAGUUGAACUUACAGGUACUUUGACAUACUACCCUUCAACCUCAGUCGAUCCUCCAGUGAAACUAUUUGAAGAAUUGAAAAUAGUUGAUGACGGGACUGUCAAAUCUUAUUCGAAUAAAAUGAAGGACAUAUCUCGAAACAAAUCGAAAAAUGACACCAUUUCUGAUAAAUCAAAAGUUGAACACAAUAAUGGAUAUUUUGACAAUCUUCCACCGGAACUUUUAUGUUAUAUAUUCUCAUUUUUACCUCUUAUGGAUUUAUGCCGCUGUGCUCGUGUGUGCAAGCUGUUUCAUGAACUUAGCUAUGAUCCCUCAUGGUUUAACAAUAUCGACCUUAGAAGUUGUUGGCACCUCAUUAACGAUGAUGCGUUAGAAUGCUUGGUUACACAUUGUAAUCCAAAGUUAUAUGAUGUGACGUGGGAAGACAAUAAAUCGCCACCUACUCCUCAAGUGCAGUCGGUGAAUUUAUCAUGGUGUGGUGGUGGUGGAAUUGUUUCAAGCGGAUCUCUAGUAAAUUUCGUCGCGAAUUGUGGAUCUCAUGUUCUCACUCAUUUGUCACUUGCAUCAUGUCCGAUCGUUUCUGAUGAGGUUUUGAGCAAAAUUUCACAUUAUUGUCCAAACUUACAACAUCUCAAUAUCUGGUCAUGUGACGCACCCACAUCUGAAGGACUGAGGAUUUUACACAAUUUAACGAAACUUGAAUAUGUUAAUUUUUAUCGAACAAAGAUAGAUGAUGCUGGAAUUCUAUGCAUUCUUCAUUCUAAUCCAAACUUACAAAGCAUAAAUCUUGGAAGCUGUAUUUGCAUUCUUGAUUUUGAUAGGAUUCUUGUUGAAUUGUCUCAACAUUGUCCUAAAAUAAGAAGUUUAGAUUGCUGGAGAGCAAAAAGUUUGACAAGCCAUGGACUUAACUCAUUAACGACUUCAUGCAAUUUUAUUGAAGAACUUGAUUUGGGAUGGUGUGGAGGAUUGCAGAGCAGUUCAGGUUGUUUCCAGAUAUUGGCGUCGAAUUGUCCUCAUUUAACCAAGUUAUAUGUGACUGCCAACAGAACUAUAUCAGAUGCUGAAAUCAAUGCCCUGAGCAAGAACUGCCCCAAGCUAGAGAAAUUGGACAUUCUUGGAACAAGAUUGGUUACUGUACCUUCUAUUAUCAAUCUCCUUGAAUCAAGCAAGAAUUUUAGUUUUCUGGAUGUUUCUUUUUGUUUUGCAUUCUCCAAAGAAGUCGUCCACUCAUUGGACCAACAAUAUCCUCAUGUAUCGAUAAAAAGAAGCUUUCAAGAAGAUAACUGAGUAAAUUCAUCAUAAAUAUUGCAUCUCACUUUAUCAAACACCAUUUAAUUGUACUAAAAUAAACUUAUGCUAGAUUGAUACAUGCUUAUAUCCUAAUAAAGCGUGUAUGAUUAGAAUGUUAAAAUAACUAUCUAUAUGCAAACAAAAAAUUGUGUUUACUGUAUACCCAAAAUUUUAAUUCAAGCCAAAAUAAAUUUUAAUCUUGCCAGACAUUGUUGUUAUUGUCCCAAAUUAAAAUUGCUCCAGGUCGAUAUUGUCAUAUCUCCUGUUUUUUUUUCAAUGAAA
This is a messenger RNA of Styela clava, 2249 nucleotides long. The record is from RefSeq and is a predicted model, not a curated record. NCBI's taxonomy places the organism in Eukaryota, Metazoa, Chordata, Ascidiacea, Stolidobranchia, Styelidae.